Messenger RNA from Coprinopsis cinerea okayama7#130, 1323 nucleotides. RefSeq lists its product as hypothetical. Bases 1 to 1323 code for a protein of 440 amino acids. The transcript is spliced from 3 exons. Lineage: Eukaryota; Fungi; Basidiomycota; Agaricomycetes; Agaricales; Psathyrellaceae. The record is from RefSeq and is a predicted model, not a curated record.
AUGCCCAUCCUUCCACCCAUUUCCGUCCCUAAGGCUGGCCUGAAGGACACCAACCGCUCCCUUCCCAAACCAAGUGACGCUGUGAAAUGCAAGCGAUCAUCCCCAAACAUACGCGCCCCGAACGAAAACCUCCCACCAUCCCCUACGAAGCCUCUUGGAAAGAAGAAACGGCGUCAUAAUCGAUCCGAGUCGAAUCAGGCCGUACCUCCACUGGGCCAGAACCAACCCCACUCUGCACGCGAUGCCAUUCCAGCCAAUACCCGCGCUACCACCAAUCCCAAGGCCACUCAUACCGCCAAUCCCAAGGCCACUGCACCUCUCGUCAGCAAGAACAGCUCGUCGCCUAAAGAGUCUUCGUCUUCGUUGGUCAAGAAGGGUUCGGCGGCAGAUGUGCAGGCUACAAGGCGAGACGCGACGACAAGGAGUGCUGUUACGCCUGCAUCCAAGGCCCACACCUCCGUUUCUCCCCCCAUGGCCAGCAAACAACCUCAGGACGAGUCCUCAACGAAGGCUGCCAUAGACGACUUGAAGGAUGUCGAAUUAGAGAAAAAAUGGAUUGACACAUUCCUCAAUCCAGACUCACCAUACCCGAGCCUGCCGUGGGAGUUCGCGAAUGUUGGUUUCAAUUUGAGCCAACCGGUUCAGCGCGGCAAGAACAUUGGCUUUGGUAUAGAACACGCAAAAGAUGUCAUUGGCACAGCCGACGGUGUAAAGGUUUCAUUGGACCCCAAGGCCAAGACAGGGCACAAGCCGUUGGAGGCCGUCAUAGGUAUUGGUCCGUACGAUUAUGCAGCAGAGACAGGGAAGUCGGCGGUCACUAUAACGUUUAUUCUGGACAAGAAGAUGGGUGUGCCCAUUCGCCACUUGCUCGAGAAGAAGCCCAUUGAUGACGGCGAGGACCUUGCUUUCGAGUUGGGUGGGGCUUGUCCCUUGAUACGCGUUGCCUACAAUGUCCCCUUUGUGAAGGAGGUCGAUGUGCUACCUGGGAAACCUCUGCUAUGCUGCUCCAUCGCCAGUCUCGACGACUCGGAAGCCAGAACCCCCAAUAUUUUGAACCCAAUGCUCGAGUCCAUUACUCGACAAGAGCUCGCACACAAGCUUGGUAGAGAACUGUUCAAUCUCUACUCAUCGGUCCAGAGGAAAGGAGUAGACCCAGAACCCAGCGAGCCUCAAAGCAGGACAUAUGCACAAGAGAAAUGGCCUGCAGCACGGGACCUGGAUCUCGACAAAAUUCGCUUGAUAACUCUGCAGCAGAAACCAAAGGACCCCAGUUUCGUGGAUUCACUUUCGGUCUGGUAUCCCCGAGUAACUUAUGACUUAUGA